AUGUCACCAGAUGCUAACCUGUUCCAAGAUGAAAGCAAGUUGAAUCCGAACCAGAGUCCAUUCUCCACCAGUAAGGACCCCAGAUCGCUAUGGGAUGCUCCACUUGAAUUGUCAAAGAAUUGGAAUCCCAUGUGGCCAAGCUUGAAGUUGAGAUUGGUGACUUCAAAAAGCUGCUGGAGAAGAACGUUGUCUAAUGGGAUUUCGUCCAAAAAGAACAUUGAGUCACCCAAGAACCACUUGACCACUAAUCUUGCAAGGAUGAUUUCAAGAUCCAAUAUCCAUUCGAAGAUGAGUGUGUAUAAUUUCGACAUGUGCACAGUGUAG
Prunus armeniaca (apricot) is the source of this 324-nucleotide messenger RNA. NCBI's taxonomy places the organism in Eukaryota, Viridiplantae, Streptophyta, Magnoliopsida, Rosales, Rosaceae. The record is from the annotation of a GenBank genome assembly.